CGCUUCUCUUCACAGAAAUCGCCACAAAAUGGAUGCAAACCGAAGCCGAAGCGAUCCGCGCGACUCUCCGGCCUUCCUCUGGAAGAAAUGGCUGCUCUUCGGCUUCUGCUGCGUCUCUAUUCUCGUAACCAUAGUGAUGGCCGCUCUCGCCUCCCGUCUCAUCGACGAGUACAUAAAAGAUCACCCUGAUGCUUUCUACACUUCCACUUCCGGCACCUAUCAAGUCAGCUACGACCUCACCGAAGCCUUCAAAACCACGUGCAAGGUCAUCAUUUACGCCAUGGCCGCCGUGGCCAUCCUCUUCAUUCUCGUGGGUCUUAUGGGCGCCUAUAAAGAGCACUACUGCAUGACUGUGACGUACGCCGUGCUCAUGACGAUCGCCACUCUCGGCUCCAUCGGAACGGCCUCUCAGAACUCCUACUAU
Oppiella nova is the source of this 424-nucleotide messenger RNA. The record is from the annotation of a GenBank genome assembly. NCBI's taxonomy places the organism in Eukaryota, Metazoa, Arthropoda, Arachnida, Sarcoptiformes, Oppiidae.